ACACGGUUUCGUUUCGUGGAUUCCUCUUUUGUUACUAAAUCGCUUAUUUUGAACAUUAUACAAGCAACAAAAAAGAGACAUAUGUCAAAGUAGAUUAUCACACGUUGAGAUUUAAUUAUACAUACACGUUUGGAAUCUCUGGAUGCAUAAAAAGUUACGCACAAGUGUGAUCUGGCUACCUGCAUAUGACGGAUUUUUCACAUUUGACAAAGUUAAGGAGAGUUUACUGAUAUUAAAACUACCACAGGAUCUUAUAAAAUGUAAAUAAUCGGGCCGCUGGAGAUAGUAAACGUUAUUCGCGUCAUGUCUUCUGACGAUGUGUCGAAGAGUGCAGAAAAAGUGUGGGGGGAAAACAUGAGCUCUAAUGAAGAGGUGGCGGCUGCAUCCAAACCUUAUUUUAUAGGGAAGAAAGAAAACAUCAUUCAAGCCAGACGAGUCCUGAAGUCAUUUGGUGGAAGAGAUGUUCUAGUGAUGUACCACCAGGGGGACUUCUAUGCUAUUGAUGCUCGUUGCUACCACUCUGGAGGUCCACUUCAGGAAGGAGAUAUAGAGGACUUUGAUGGACGGCCAUGCAUAGUGUGCCCAUGGCAUAAGUAUAAAAUUACAUUAGAUGAGGGUGAGGGUCUUUAUCAGGCAGUGGACCCUUCUGUGAAGCCUCUGAAACCAACUUGGUGCUCUAAAGGCAUUAAACAAAGAAUCCACACAGUGACAGAGUCUAAUGGAGACGUGUUCCUCACCUUAAACGACUCACCAGGGGCCAUUGACUCUGAUUACUAUCAAACUGAGAAAUAUAGAGACACUAUCUUGAAAGAAGGGGUGAAGAAAACGAAUUGACCUCACAGGAAGAGACAUCUGGGGGGUAACGCAUGUAAAACGACACCACUGCACUUUAGGGGUCG
Rhinichthys klamathensis goyatoka is the source of this 899-nucleotide messenger RNA. RefSeq names its product Rieske domain-containing protein. The transcript is spliced from 5 exons. The coding region runs from base 304 to 834 and encodes 176 amino acids. Lineage: Eukaryota; Metazoa; Chordata; Actinopteri; Cypriniformes; Leuciscidae. Gene Ontology annotation, molecular function: 2 iron, 2 sulfur cluster binding. The record is from RefSeq and is a predicted model, not a curated record.